Messenger RNA from Paramormyrops kingsleyae, 5539 nucleotides. The record is from RefSeq and is a predicted model, not a curated record. Lineage: Eukaryota; Metazoa; Chordata; Actinopteri; Osteoglossiformes; Mormyridae.
AGGUCAAGCGUGGUGACAGUUACAGAUGAAGUUGAUAGUUGCAGAUUUUCCUAAAUACAAAGGAAUAUGAAUAGUAAUAGUAACAUUAACUAAAGCAGAAAUUAACUAGAGCUGGGGGAUGUAUACUCUAAGAAAACUCUGAAUACACUAUACUCUGUAAAAUUUGAAUUUCUUUAUAAUUCACUAAGUUCUUUUCAGUCAGACGUUAAAUCUUCACUGAGAUGAAGCAGCUGCGGUCAGUGUUGGGAGUAACGGCGUUUAAGUAUAAUGGCGUUACUAACGGCGUUAUUUUUUCAGUAACGGAGUAAUCUAAUUAAUUAUUUUUCCCAUACUUGCAACGCCGUUAUCGUUACUGAGAAUGUUAAGUAGCGCGUUACUAAAAUUUGGUUGAAUGACGCGUGAGAUGUCAAGCUUUGGUUUUAUCAGCUGCCUGACGAGAGAUAAUGAUGACGCCGCUGCAAAUGCGAUGAUGAUUGGCUGGGUGGGCGGAUGCCAUGCUCCUGGUGUCUCACUGCACGCUCACUGACACUCCGACUUCCACUACCUCUGAACACACUGGACAGCGACAAUGGCGACGAGCCAGGGAAAUUCAAAGGAUCUGGGAUUGUGGAGCGCAAUAUCGCUGAAUUUAGGAGGGCGACAUGAGAGCAGCUUGAUCCGACGCUUCGUUUUGGAAACAUCGCUAAGGACCCUGAGGGAAGGCAUGACCUGGUGGCUUCUGAUCCUUUUCCUGCCCCUGGCCACACAGGGACAUGGUGAGGCGGCCCGGGACAUCAGCACCGGAGAUGUGUCUUCGCUCCGCAACAGACCCCACAUCCAUUACUGCCGCUCACCCAACAUGGAGACCUUCACUUGCUGGUGGCAUCUCCCUGACAACACUUCACAGAACGAUGGCAAUGUCAAUUUCACAUUGACCUACACUGUGGGGAAGGGGCCCCAGCACGAGUGCCCGGACUAUGUCACAGGCGGCCCCAACAGUUGCUUCUUCGACAGCCAGCACACGCAGGUGUGGGAGGUUUACUGCAUGACCGUUACAGUCCAGGGUGGCGGAGGCAGCCUGACCUCCGAGGAGCACUGUCUGGACGUGGCAGACAUUGUGGAGACCGACCCCCCGCUGAACCUCACUUACCAGCAGGGAAGCUGUGUGGAGGAGCUGGGCUGCGGCGUGGCUGUGUCCUGGCAUUACCCCAUGACUGUGGACGUGCAAAUGGGCUGGGUCACACUCGUCUACGAGCUGCAGUACCGCCGCAAGUUGGAACCGGACACCUGGAAGGUGAAGGGGGGGCUGCGUGAGCCUCAUCUGGAGCUGCUGGGCCUGCCAGUGGGGAGUUAUGUGAUGAGGGUGCGUUGCAAAUCUCGCAAUGCCAGGCUGUGGAGCAAGUGGAGCCCCAACCUCACUGUGUACAUCCCCCCCAAACUGGGAACAGCUGUCCCAGAUAAGAAGCUGGUGGGGGUCCUGGUGACGGGGGUUGGUAUGAUGGCUCUGCUCAUCAUCAGCAUCGGAGUCAUUCCUCAGAGCAAGAGGUUAAAAGCCUUCCUUCUGCCCCCCAUUCCCAAGCCACGGAUCAGGGGCAUCGAUUCUGCGCUUCUGAAGAAUGGCAAAAUAGAUGAGAUCAACCGCCUGUUCAGCUCAUUCCAAGGAUACACACCUGGCCAGCACAGCGAGGAAGCUCUGCUUCAGCUGAAUGUGGAUGAAGACCUUACCUUUAUAGGGAGCCCUGUAGCCCAGUCAAGCAACAGCAAAUGGGAAGUCCCACCUGAUAGUCAAGGACAUGGCUUUCUAGCGGGUCAGGAGCUUCUUGAGGAGGCAGUGGGACCUGCUAUAUACAGCCCGAGUCCUGGUGCCUGCGUACAAGGUUCUGCCCCCAGCCAGGUGGAAUCUCCCAGCAGCCCUGUGGUAAUGAUGUCUGUCUGGGCUCAGCCUCCUCUUGGCACUGCACACACUGAGUUUCUCACUUUCCCAGCUCUGGGCUACAGCGUAGCGCUGGGCCCGGCACCAGUCCAGCCUGCCAAUCAAGGCUUUUACACCUGUGUGAAUGGAAUUGGCACUAGAGGGGCAGUCCACCUGGUGCCGUGCCUCCCCGAUCACCCAAAACACGUCUCCUACCCGCAGCUUGGGAGCCCAGUCGACACAGUCAUAAAGAGCCUGGCGGAGGGCGGGAGUCAGCUGGCUGCAAACAAUGGGCAGGGGGAGCAGGGCGGGCUGGCAGCUAGCCAGGGGGGCGUGUCAGCUAGGGCGGGGCUAGACACUUACACAACCCUGGAUGACCUCAGGAUAGGUAAAGAGCUCGGUGUGAGCACAGCCUCCAACCAAUGAGAGCCACCCUGGGUCUACUAUCCCUACAAGUAGAGAGCGCUACAAGUAGGUGCAGCCCAGGCCAAGUCAACCCUGCUUCAGAGAGUGUCUUAAUGCCGAGAUCAAGAUUAACUCGAUGUGCCUGCAAGUAGUCAUUAAGGGGACAUUAAAAGCACCUUAUUUGGUCAAGGAAACUCAUAUGAUAGAACAAAAAGGCUUUAUUUUUUAUCAAUGGUUUUUUUGACUGGGGUCUUUAUAUUCGAGGGUAACUGCAGGUUCAGGUAAAAUAAUCUCAGGUCAUGGACAGCAGGAGCUGGGCUGGAGAUUCUGUGUUGCCUUUGUCCUGCUGGGACCCUGACUUCUCUCGAUCUACCAGUUGGCCACAACGCCAGGAACAUUCAGGAGACAGAAUAAUGCAGGGUGUUACGGGAGCACUACGGUCACUGUGAAUUGAAGACUUUCAUUCAUGGCCUUCAUAGAGGACAAUUUAAUCAGCCGUGACUUGGAUAUGAAGUUUAAUAUUCUGUUCUGACUUGGAAAAAUACAGGCUGUGUUUUGCUAAUGAACCAUAAGGAAAAGUAAGGAACUAAGACCAUGAUUGAUUUCAAGAAGAAUCCACAGUUUGUAGCCAUCUCUGAACAAUUGGUGACGUGAUUGUUUUUUGUUUUUUUUUUAUGGACUGCAGGCUUUUUUUGUCUUUCCUGAAAAAUGGGCACAGCUAGAUGUUAUUCUGUUAGUGUCCACAGGGCUUGGCUCUUGGGGAGAGACGGCAGACAGAGGACACCCACCUGUGGAGGGUUCAGACAUCGGUGUCUCCUGUUCUUAUUAUAAAGAAAAACACUAGACAAGCAAAAAUGCUGUGCACACACCCCAACUGAUAUAUACUAUUACUGCAUUGGUUAUCUGCUUAUAAUAUGGGUCAAAUGAUACAUUUCAAGUCUGGCCUGCUUAAAGUACUUAUUCUACCUGAAAUUCUAUACCAGAAGAAAUUGCUUAUUAGGCUGUGCUCUCUAUGAACGUCAGGGAGAGCACACAGCAUGUAAUUCACGCAAACGUUUCUGUAUCGGGGUACCUGAUAUAAUAACAAAACACAUGCCCAUACACCAUCCCACGCCGACCGAAGCUGGGAAUUCCUGCUUGAUGUCUCAUUCCAUGUAUCUGUGGCUGGUCUUAUAGUGUUUAUAAACAGCUUUUCUAUUUUCCCGCAUUCCUUUUUAAGAACUUUAAUUUGUCUUGGUUAUUUAGUUGUCUAGCUAGUACCUCAAAGCAGUUAGGAAUUUUUGUAUGUAAAUAAGUCUGAAUUCUUACCUUACUCUGCUGGAGAACAUAUUACGUCAUGUGUAAUUCUAACUUUUCGAGUGUUGGAUUACUGCCAAACAAAAGAUGCAAUGAAUGACCAGGUUACAUGUGAAACAGGUGAGGUGGCUUACUGUUCAGUUAAAAAUUUAACUAACUAACUAAAACGAAGACUAUCACAUAGGCCUGCGUUAGAUUUUGAUCAUGUUACUAAAUAUCAGUCGAGAUGUUCAUCAAACUUGUAACCUGUUUUUGAAACUCAAAAAAUCUGGGCAGUGUCUCUGUAACCAUUGAAUGUUGCCGUCAGGCACACUUAAAAAAUAUAAAAUAUUAUUGUACAUACAUGUGAUUGUGGUGAAGCAGUGGCGUACAAAGUGUUCUUAUUUUAAGAGGUUUGAAGAUUAAGCCAGAAGCUGCAGAUGGCCUUCAGGGAGGAACAUAGAAAGUCGAGAUGUAGCUGUACAUACUGGUCAAAGGUGAGACAUCCAAGGUGCCCAACAUCAGCAUACUUAUAAGAAAAAAUUCCAGAAAUUCCCGUAUCUUUUACCCACAACCUUUUCAGAACAUUGAUCUAGUUAUUUCUUCUUUCUAAUUUGUUUCAAGCUUCUAUUCCUGCCACCUGUUACCUCAGAUCAACAUGACUGGGUACCGUUGGGGUCAGAGGCGAUGCCUUUAUUUUGCUUUGUAUUGCAGGCAAUAGCAUGAGUGUGAAAUUAGAGCUUCUUUUGGAUGGCUAGUAAACAUACAGGAUCGUUCACAGUGCAAAUAUGUUAAGAAUUUUAAAAGGCCUUUUCUGGGAUAAUUCCUGGAUUUAAAUAUACUGGUGCAUAUAUUUUGUUUCCACUGAAUUCAUAGCUCAUGCACAGAUAUCCUAUGACUAUUUGUAUACGAAAGAUUAAAAUGACUUAAUGACAAUCAGUUGUUCCCUGCCCAGCGACCGUGAAAAGGAUAAGCAGUUACAGAUUAUGGAUGGAUGGACAGUAUAAUCAGUUAAAUGGGUACAUGUUUGUGAGCUUGUGUUCAUUUUCUCUCAGAAACCGAAUGCUGAACAUGCUUUCGUAUCAGAGGUUACUGUACCCCUCCUGAUUUACUGUGUUUCAAAACACUGAAUUCUGUCCCCAUUGUGAUUGUACUGUGUUUAUACUCUGUGGUGUCUCACCUGUGCCUUAGGCCUGCUUGUGGUAGAUACUCCCAUCUCUCUCUCUAUCCCACUGUCCUGCCCGAUCUACCAGGUAAUUUACCACGAAUUUUUUUUUUUUUUUUAUACUCAGAAUUCUGAGUGCAGAGUGGCAUGGUACAAUGGACCAAAAAAACAAACUCAAGUGAAUGUGAGAGAAAAACUUCUCUUUAUGAUUUUGUAUUGAAUGUAAACAUGAUUCAGACAGAGGAAGCUGUCACUGUGAUUCUGAGUGACAGUUUAAAGAGAGGUUAUGAUAAUAGAGGCAGACGCAAAUACACAGCUCUGAAGGAGAACGGGUCUACGAGCGUGUCUACACACGAACAUGCAAAGGGCCCUGUGUGUACCAUUAUUAUGGCCAAAUGCAUUACAGACACACAUCAUUAUGCCACAGAAUGGGUAUUCUUUCACUGUGCUCAAAGCUUCUCCACAAGUCCCUUGGAAACUUGCCUAGGCAGGGGAGUGAACAAAAAGGCAGCCAACACAAAGAUUUGUGUUACACUGAAGUGUUUAUUAGUGUCCUUCACCAGUUCAAAGUAGCUUUUCAUAUGGUAAAUAAAUCGUCAUGUUGGCCUUCAAAUGUCCUUUUCAAUUUCCUGUUACAUGCUUAUGAUCACAAAGCAAGUCCUUAGAAUCAGAGACAACCUACCCCCGGGACUCUGUCCAUUGUGUGAAACUAUAGUUUACACACAAAAACAUGCCCCCUGCCCCCCUCAGGGCCACAACACCCCCAUUCUCCAAGUAUCUUGUUGAGAUGUGGUAGUAUGUGA